Molecule: messenger RNA, 826 nt
Organism: Drosophila virilis
Lineage: Eukaryota; Metazoa; Arthropoda; Insecta; Diptera; Drosophilidae
Biological process (GO): sperm DNA condensation; spermatogenesis
Source: RefSeq, a predicted model, not a curated record
AAAAAAGUAUUUUCAGAAAUUUCUGUAAUCUAGAGACAAAAUGGAUCUAUUUGCAGGGUCUAACAGUGCGGAACAAGUUGGCUCCCAGUCGGAGAAUGACGCUUGUGGCGGCGUUGGCACUUUGACGGAGGAGGACUUGAUACAUUGUGCGACAGUUUGGAACAGAAUGAGUUUUGAGGAAAAGGAAAAGUAUCGCAAUAUAAACAAUUGCAAGAAAUCAAACAUAGAGACCGCCGAUCCAGUCAGUUCUAUGGCGCUUUGCGAGGAGGAUGAUGCCGACGAUACAAUUUUAGAUCCAUUCUGUCCUGAGAAGCCGUCCUGCUCGAGAAGCCUGAAGCCAAGGUGCACGACACGCAGGACCAAGCGUAACAUAUGCCAGCCCCGCAAACGAAAGAGGCCCUUCGGUGUCAAACGCAAAAAGUGGGUGAAACCGGGUCCAGUCACGAACAACCCAUACUUGAACUUCAUUCGCACCGUUCGACGCAGAUACUGCGGCCUGAUGCCCAAGCAGCUAGUCAUUCUGGCUGCCUAUGAAUGGCGGUGUCUGAGUGAUAGCAAGAAACUGCGGUAUCGUCGUCUGGCUUCCCUGGUCAGGGCCAGUCAGCGGCAGCAACAGCGAUGUGCCUGCAAUCUGACGUGAUAACUAUCUCUGGACAUGUUCAUUAUAGUCACAAACGAAGGAAUACCGCGCCUUGCAGCUGCAUUUUCCUGUUCUCAUGUCAUUUGCUACUCAUUUAAAAUCAUAAAUACAAUAAUGCAAUGCACCCAGUAUCCAUUAAAUAUACCUCUCUUAACAUGCCUUCCACGGUGAAGUGCGCCCAGAAAA